UUUACGUAAACCAGUUUAAUUAAUAAAUUUCUCAAGAAAAUUCCCCGAUGAUAACACCUCAGUAUUUUUAAAACCUCGCUUAUAAAUACACUAUGUCCACCAAAGUAAUCUUCACAAUAAUGUCUCUGUUCUCAACAAUUCUAAUAAUCGGUUGUGUGGUUACCUUCACACUAACCUCCAAGACACCCAAACAAUGGUGGAACAAUUCCUUCAUCUACCAGAUCUACCCGCGGAGCUUCAUGGACUCUAACAACGAUGGAACCGGCGACCUCCCUGGAAUCUCCUCCAAACUCGACCACCUCAAAGAUCUAAACGUGUCUGCAAUUUGGAUAUCUCCAAUAUACUCCAGCCCUAUGGCAGACUUCGGGUACGACAUUUCCAACUUCACCAACGUGGACCCAAUCUUCGGAACCUUGGAAGACUUCACUAACUUAACCACCAAGGCCAAAUCCUUGGGUCUAAAGGUCCUGCUGGACUUUGUGCCGAACCAUUCAUCAGACCAGCACCCGUGGUUCGUCUCCAGUAUCAACAAAAUCAAACCCUUCGACGACUACUACAUCUGGCUGGACGGAAAGCUUGUCAACGGAAGCUACCAACCUCCCAACAAUUGGCUGAGUGUCUUUGGAGGAUCCGCUUGGGAGUGGAACCCAAUUAGGCAGCAGUACUACCUGCACCAAUUCGCCAAAGCCCAACCAGAUUUGAAUUACACCAAUCCUUUGGUUAGGUCAGAAAUGGAGAAAGUUCUGACCUUCUGGCUGGACCAUGGAGCAGAUGGCUUCAGGAUGGACGCAGUUAACUAUCUUCUGGAGGAUCCGUUGUUCCAGGACGAGCCGCUAAGCUCCAAAAGCAGCCAAGUUCCAGAAGAUGACUACGAAAGCUUGGAUCAUGUCUAUUCCAAGGAUAUGGAGGGGACUUUUGACGUUUUGAAGGCUUGGAGGAAGAUUAUUGACUCCCACAAGAAGGCCAAGGAGCCUAAAUUGGUUCUUACUGAAGCUUAUGCUGAUUUGGAGAGCAUGAAGCGUUUCUAUGAAGCAGGCAGUGAUAUUCCGAUGAAUUUUGCGUUUAUUGAGAAGCUUAAUGGCAAUUCCACGACGAUGCAAUUCAAAAGAGCAAUUGAUGCUUGGCUAGGGAUGGUCCCUAAAGGUCAAGUUGCCAAUUGGGUGAUUGGCAAUCAUGACAAUCCAAGAGUUGCUGAUAGAUUUGGACCAGCUAGGGCUGAUUUCUUGACAAUGCUAACUGCAGUGCUUCCUGGAGUGGGGAUUGCGUAUUAUGGAGAUGAAAUUGGAAUGGUGGGCAGGGAAAUGACUUGGGAGGAGACUGUUGAUCCUGCUGGCUGCAAUGCUGGACAAGACAGGUUUGGGUUGAAAUCUAGGGAUCCUGAACGGACUCCGUUCCAAUGGAGUGGGGAGAAGAAUGCUGGGUUUUCGGGAGCUAAUGAAACUUGGUUGCCGGUUAAUGAGAACUUUGAGGAGGUUAAUUUGGAGAAGCAGAAGGUGGAAGUCGAGGGGGAGAGUCAUUAUAAGGUUUUUAAGAAGAUGGUGGAAUUGAAGAGGAAUUCAGUGGUGGUUACUGGGAGUGUGGAGGUUAUUUUGGUGACUGAAGAUAUUCUUGGGGUGGUUAGGAGGGUUGAUGUGGGAAAUCCGGUGGUUUUGUUAGCGAAUUUUAAAAAUGAAACGAAGGUUGUGGAUGCUAGGACCUGGAUGAAUAUUCCGGAGAAUUUGAGUGUUUUUGAAGCGAGUGUGGGAGCGGGAAUUCCUUCCGGGGUUAUUAUGGAUACUACGGAGGUUUAUUUGCCUGCUGAAGCUACUGUUAUCCUGCAUUAAGGGUUAAAAAAAUUUUUUUUAAGGUUCUGAG
Cotesia glomerata is the source of this 1854-nucleotide messenger RNA. Its product is annotated as alpha-glucosidase-like. The transcript has 2 exons. The coding region runs from base 93 to 1823 and encodes 576 amino acids. NCBI's taxonomy places the organism in Eukaryota, Metazoa, Arthropoda, Insecta, Hymenoptera, Braconidae. Gene Ontology annotation, biological process: carbohydrate metabolic process. The record is from RefSeq and is a predicted model, not a curated record.